Molecule: messenger RNA, 2598 nt
Organism: Ochotona curzoniae (black-lipped pika)
Lineage: Eukaryota; Metazoa; Chordata; Mammalia; Lagomorpha; Ochotonidae
Gene: NUP62
Product: nucleoporin 62
Exons: 2
Coding region: 318-1886 (522 amino acids)
Biological process (GO): protein import into nucleus; RNA export from nucleus
Cellular component (GO): nuclear pore; nuclear pore central transport channel
Molecular function (GO): phospholipid binding; structural constituent of nuclear pore
Source: RefSeq, a predicted model, not a curated record
UCGGCACCAGUGCGCAUGCUCCCUCGCCUGCCAACCACCCAGCGACCCUCUUCUGCGCCUGCGCGAGCACGAUUCCACGCUGACCCUCCCCCCGUAACUCCCAUCCUGGUCGUGGAGUCCGCGAGCCACGAAAGGGCGGGAAGGGCGGUUGGCGAGGGAGGGGCGAGCGGUUACUCACUCCAUGGCUCCGGCUAGAAGAGUCGGCGGCGGCGGCCUCGGUUGAAGAGGAAAGGCGGGGAGCGGAGAGCGCAGGCGCGUUUGCAGAUCCUGCCAGAACUGCUGGAGCCGGAGCAGCUGUAGCCACCAGAACGGAAACCAUGAGCGGGUUUAAUUUUGGAGGCACCGGGGCCAGCACAGGCGGGUUCAUGUUCGGCACUGCCAAGGCAGCGACCACCACCACCACCACGCCCUCCACGGGCUUUUCUUUCUCUGCAUCCGGCACUGGAGGCUUUAACUUCGGGACUUCCUCCCAGCCAGCUGCCAGCACCCCCUCCACCGGGCUGUUUUCUCUGACGACGCAGACUCCGGGAUUCAGUUUUGGCACGAGCAUGCCUGCUGCCAGCAGCUCUGGCUUUUCCUUAGGUCUCAGCACCCCAAAGCUGAGCCUGGGCAGCACGGCCGCCACCCCAGCCACAGCAAACCCCAGUGGCUUCGGCCUGGGCAGUAGCACCCUCACCAAUGCCAUCUCAAGCACCGCCACCUCCAGCCAGGGCACAGCACCCACUAGUUUUGUGUUCGGCUCCAGCACAGCCUCGACCUCCGCGACUCCAGCCACCACCUCUGGAGGCUUCUCGUUCACGGGCGGAGGCACGUCCCAGACGGCGGCCUCUGGCUUUAACAUUGGCUCUGUGGGGAAUUCAGCCACCCAACCUGCCACCCUUACCAGCUUACCCUUCACCUCGGCCACACUGGCAGCCACUGCGGCGGGAACCUCUCAGCCAGCUGCACCCACACCUGCUGCCACCACCUCCAUUGCCGGGCCCUCCCUCUUUUCCUCAAUAGCAGCAGCUCCCACCUCGUCCACCACUGCCGGGCUCUCCCUCGGCACCCCAGCGACCUCCUCUGGGGCUCUGGGCACUGGAACGUUGAACUUCAGCGUGAAGCCCCCUGGAACAGCUGCUGGUACCUCCUCAGCAACUUCCACCACCGCCACCAGCACCAGCAGCACCACCAACACCGGCUUUGCCUUGAAUCUGAAGCCUCUGGCGCCCAUCGGCAUCACCAGCAGCACAGCUGCCACAGGGAGCACCCCGGCUGCCCCCGGGGCAGGUGGCGGGGCGGCCGGCAGCAGCCCCACCAUGACCUACGCCCAGCUGGAGAGCCUCAUCAACAAGUGGAGCCUGGAACUGGAGGACCAGGAGCGGCACUUCCUGCAGCAGGCUACCCAGGUCAACGCCUGGGACCGCACCCUGAUUGAGAACGGCGAGCGCAUCACCAGCCUGCACCGCCAGGUGGAGAAGGUGAAGCUGGACCAGAAGAGGUUGGACCAGGAGCUCGACUUCAUCCUGUCGCAGCAGAAGGAGCUGGAGGAGCUGCUGAGCCCCCUGGAGGAGGCCGUAAAGGAGCAGAGUGGCACCAUCUACCUGCAGCACGCCGACGAGGAGCGCGAGAAGACCUACAAGCUGGCCGAGAACAUCGACGCACAGCUCAAGCGCAUGGCCCAGGACCUCAAGGACAUCAUUGAGCACCUGAACACAGCCGGGGGCCCCGCCGACAGCAGCGACCCCCUGCAGCAGAUCUGCAAGAUUCUCAACGCCCACAUGGACUCCCUGCAGUGGAUCGACCAGAACUCGGCCCUGCUGCAGCGCAAGGUGGAGGAGGUGACCAAGGUGUGCGAGGGCCGGCGCAAGGAGCAGGAGCGCAGCUUACGCAUCACGUUUGACUGAGCGUGCGGGGCUGGUGGGUGGGGGCGCUGAGGGGCCGGGCCAGCCAUGUGCCUUCCAGUGAUUCUGUUGACAGUUGUUCUGCAUUGGCCUUGCCCCAGGAGCAGAUGUAUAGGGAGUGACCUCCUGUGAUUCAGGCAGCAGCCAAGGGGCAGCAGCUGUGUCUUGGGUGGGUGUGGCCCCUUUCCCUCACUGCAGCCCACCUCGUCCUCGGGCCGGCCAGGGACCAGGGUUGUGUUGCCAGCACCUCUGCCCAGUUGCAGUGCAAUGAGGAAACUGAGACGGGUGUCUGUGCCCAGAGCCCUGGCAGCCUGGUUACAACACUCAGACCGCGUGCACGUGCAGGCUCACCUGGUAGCAAGACGAGUGGAGCUGGCAGCACACAGCCUGUGCCCGGGGGGCACACCCAUGCUGGUCCAGCGUGAGCCCUCGUGGGCAGGGACUGACUGUUACCUCCCUUUGUCUCCAGCGCAGUCCCUAUCAGUGAAGACAGGAUGAAGGGGAGACCUGGCCUGACGCUGACCCACAGAGCACCUGCCAGUGACCCCCAAGCUUGCUUUUGCCAAAGUUAACUAAGGCUCGCUCCGUGAGGCCCUCACGUGCAGCAGGAGCCAGCUGCUCCUGUCCCGGAUGACUUCUGUUUGUACUUGGCUGCUUUCUCUGAAAUAUCCACGGCUGUAUAUUGCUUUCCUGAAUAAACGUGAAAUAAACACAA